CGCCUAGCGACUUUUAGAACACUGAUUUUUAGUCACACAUCUGCUGCCAUUUUCUAGCUCACUUUCGUCAACUGCAAGAGAAAUCCACUCCAAUGGCGUCCAAUGAUCAUCACGCACACGACCACGAACACCACCAUCAUCAUCCUCAUGAGGAAUCGUGGGUCGGGCCAGAUGGGAAAAUUUACCAUAGCCACGAUGGGCUGGCGCCACACUCGCACGAGCCCAUUUACUCUCCGGGCUUCUUCAGCAGAAGGGCGCCUCCGCUUGUGAACAGGGACUUUAAGGAAAGAGCUUUUACAGUUGGUAUUGGCGGCCCUGUUGGGACUGGAAAAACAGCUCUGAUGUUAGCUUUGUGUGAAAUGCUGAGAGACCAGUAUAGUCUUGCUGCUGUGACAAACGAUAUAUUCACGAAAGAAGAUGGGGAGUUCUUGGUAAAGCAUGGGGCACUUCCGGAAGAAAGGAUUCGUGCUGUUGAAACGGGUGGCUGCCCUCACGCGGCCAUUCGGGAAGAUAUCAGCAUCAAUCUCGGGCCUCUUGAGGAGCUUUCCAAUUUGUACAAAGCUGAUAUUCUUCUUUGUGAAUCUGGCGGAGACAAUCUGGCUGCCAACUUCAGCAGAGAACUCGCCGAUUACAUAAUUUAUAUAAUCGAUGUAUCGGGUGGUGACAAAAUCCCUCGAAAAGGGGGACCUGGCAUCACUCAAGCUGAUCUCCUCGUGAUAAACAAAACAGACAUUGCAGCUGCCGUUGGAGCUGAUUUGUCUGUAAUGGAACGAGAUGCCCUCCGCAUGAGGGAUGGCGGUCCCUUUGUUUUCGCUCAGGUGAAACACGGUGUUGGAGUGAAGCAAAUUGUGGACCAUGUUUUGGGGUCAUGGGAAGCUGCAACAGGGAACAAGCGUCACUAAUUUGAUCCCCUUCGUUUUGAGUCUUGCUUGUAUUUGUACUCUUCUAAGACAUUUUUGCGCGUACAACUCGAUGUUAAAUUUUUUCUUCAAGAAUUGCAAUGUCAUUUUCACUAUAAAUCUUUUGCUUCAGAUUUGUAUUUUCGUAUACUAUUGUCACAUUGUGUUCUUGAAGAUCGCUAUCUAUGCAUGUGGGCCAAUGUGAUCCUCUAUCGAUGUUCAUUGACAAGACAAUAGCUCAAACAUGAAUGCUGGCUACGCAUAGGGGUUUUUUAUGUAAUUUUUUCAAUUUUUAUUUUAGCUCGGUUCGUUGAUAUUGGUG
Molecule: messenger RNA, 1221 nt
Organism: Striga asiatica
Lineage: Eukaryota; Viridiplantae; Streptophyta; Magnoliopsida; Lamiales; Orobanchaceae
Source: the annotation of a GenBank genome assembly